Molecule: messenger RNA, 2781 nt
Organism: Saccharomycopsis crataegensis
Lineage: Eukaryota; Fungi; Ascomycota; Saccharomycetes; Ascoideales; Saccharomycopsidaceae
Exons: 1
Coding region: 1-2781 (926 amino acids)
Biological process (GO): monoatomic cation transport; intracellular calcium ion homeostasis; transmembrane transport
Cellular component (GO): membrane
Molecular function (GO): monoatomic cation transmembrane transporter activity
Source: RefSeq, a predicted model, not a curated record
AUGCCAGUUUCUCGUGGAAAUCGUAAUGUUUCUAGCUGUACACCAAGCUUCUUGCUUGCCGUUAUUGCUCCACCAAUGAUCAUUCUCCUAGGCUAUUGCUACAUGUACCUGAUUUCUGGAUCGUACAGUAUCGAUGAGGGUCCUGCCAUCGCCACCAGUUCCACAACUUAUUCUCGAUACUUCGAGCUCAUAUUGCAUUUAAUCGCCCUUGGAUUCCUAUUUAUCACUCUUGGUAUCACAUCUCUGGACUUUUUGUGCCCCAAUCUUGCGUAUUUGGCACGGAUUGCGAAAGUCUCAGAUAAAGUUGCUGGGAUGACCUUGCUUGCGCUUGGGAAUUCUGCUCCAGAUCUACUUAGUACAUAUCUUUCGUUCCAUGGUGGUUUAACCACUUUGGCUUUAGGAGAAUUGUUAGGCCUGGCGUUUCUUUGCGUUAGUGUGGUAGUUGGGUUGAUGGGGAUAAUUCAACCAUUUUCUAUUGUGGAUGACCAGGUCUACGAGCAGGAAGAAAGAGAAGAAGAAGAAGCCCAACAAAAGAUAUUCCAAGAGGAAGAAGGAGAUGGUAUUUUAAAUGGAGUCGUAGAUAAUUUGGGUGCCACAGAUUCAAGUAUUUUACAAAAGGAUCACCUUGGAAAACAGAAACAGACCUGGAACAAUAUGAGAAAAAAGGAAUUUAUUUUGGAUCUCAUGCUCUUUAGUGUGUUUGUCGGAGCUGCCAUUUGGUUUAUUCUGGACGGUAAAUUGACAAUUAAUGAAUGCAUUUCUAUGGUAUUAGGCUACACCAUAUAUCUAGCUUAUCAAAUUUGGACUGCCGAUAAUAACCCUUUAGUUGAGGUGGGUGAAACUUUCCCCGAUAUUCCCACUGAUAUUCCCACUGACAUAAGGAUUGUAAAUUGUGGGGAUGAAUUAAUUAGUAUUUCUCCCCACUAUAGAGUUUCUGAGAAUAAUAAUGAAAUGAAAGAUGUUAUUCAUAAUAUUGAAUUACCAGAGUUGGAUACUAAUGUUAUGCAAGAACAAAUAUCAGACCAACCAACAAUUCAUACUCAGUUGAUAUCGGAUCUGUCGAAUGAAUCGUAUAAAGCUAUUGAAUCAAAUAGACCUCCGCUAGGACAAAAAUCCCAAAGCUUUAUUGACCCACAACCCCUAUUCCUUCCGCGCCCUUCUAUCACGAAAAUUAGUUCGGCUACCAACAUUCGACCAAAACAUCUACGAGUCAAUACAUCUGUAUCGUCUUAUGCCGCUAGCAGGAACGAUAACAUGUCAACAUCGCUCUCACCACUAACUGAUUCUAAUUAUGCAAGGAAUAGGUUGCUAAUAGAGGCCAGACUUUUAUCCAGGGAUCACAAACUACAGCAAUUGCCGAGAAAUUUGAGACUAUCCUAUAUUGACAUCCUUGCGUUAUCCCCAAAUUUGGGUACCAACAUACCAGACCACCGUUUUAGAGAUUCUAAUUCUGAUCUUGAUGGUUUACUGCCAAUAAGUUAUGGAAUGUUCAGCCAUAGUAGUGAAAGUUUUUCUCGUCGCAGCCCAAGUCCUCGCUGUUCACUUGUUGAUUUCAAUGACGAACAGGAAGAAGAAAGCAUAAAACCUAAUCAUAAAAGUGCAAGAGAUGGAGAACAGAGGAGAAGUUUUUUGUUGGAAAAUUUUGAUGACGGCAAUGGCGAAUCAAAUAAAUAUACUAGUGUUAAUGAAAUGUCAAAAGCUUCAAGCAAAGGAUUUACAACUCCAGAAAUAAAUGUUAUAUCGCCAUAUACUGAUGAAAGGAGGGAAGAAGACGAAGAAGAAGAUGAUGAUGAGGAAGAAGAAAAAGAAGAGGAAGAAAAUGAUGAAUUUCCAACGACAGUUAUGGAAUUUUUAUUGCCAUUCGUUCGUGUUCUCCAAAAAUCAGACCCAACUUACGAAGAACUUUGGUUGUUCCAGAAAUUUUUGACAGGUUAUCUUUUCUACAUUAAUAUCAUUCCAUUCUUUAUAUUGGCAGCUACGGUUCCAUGCUAUAAUCCCGAGAAUCAGAUCACCCCUAAUUAUGCGCUGGUUCAUCGGAAGGUUCUUAGAAUCCAGCUUGGAGUCACCCCUUGGUUGAUAGGGACAGGAGUGUGGGGAUCAAACUUUGGAAAGUAUGAAGUAUUGGGAAUGCUGUUUGUUUCUUUGAUUAAUGUUAUUUGUUUUUCAUUGUGGGUCAAUCAUGGUGAUAUGAAGGAACAAUGUCAAACUGAGAGGGAUUUGGAAGAUGGACUUAUGAAUAAUAAUGAUGUGAAGCGGGUUGAUAUUAGAGGACCUUCAUUGAUUUCUUCAAAAUUUUAUUGUGGUUUGACAUCGUUCCUUGGAUUCUUCAGCUCAAUCAUCUGGAUUUCUCAAGUGUCAGCGCUCGUUAUUCGAAUCUUGUCACGGAUAGGGGGAUUAUUUUCCAUCUCCCCUUCGCUAUUGGGGCUCACACUUUUUGCUCUCGGGAACUCUAUAGGGGACAUUGUUUCAAACAUUGCAUUUGCCAAUUUGGGGCUAGUAAUGACUGGUCUAGGAGCGUGCUUUGGGGGUCCUUUACUUUACAUCUUGAUUGGAAUCGGAGCCAAUGGUAUAAUAGUGAUGGCACAGCAAGGAGAAACUGAAAUGGUGUUUGAGGUGAGCCGUAGUUUGGUCAUCUCUGGCGGAGGGUUGUUUGUGGUUUUGAUAUUUUAUAUGAUUGCGGUUCCACUCAAUUGCUGGGUGGUGGAUCGUAAGAUUGGGAUAGUGGCAGUUGGGUGGUGGGGAGCUGUCACCUUUUACAAUGUUAUGUGUGAGAUAUGGUGA